GCCCUAGUGAUCUGUAGAGCCCCUGACUGGAGGGUUAUUGUUACCUCUCUACCAGAUUGUACUCUGUUAACGGAAAUCAGUCUUACUCAAGUAUCUAUCAGCUUUGAGUGUCAGCAAAUUAGGUCGUACAAGGAUACUGCUGUGGUUCUGUUUACCAAGAUUAAGCAGGGUCAGGACUGCUGCCUAGUUACCCUUGAUGUAGGAGAUAUUGAAACCAAGGUGCGGUCCACUCAUGCAACAAAAUAUAUUACAGAUGUUGCUUUGUACACGGAUCCGGAGGAGAUCUACCUGGUCAGGAAGGACGGGACAGUCAUUAUGUUCGACGCGAACAAUCUCAAGGAGGAGGUCAAGAUAGGGGACUCUCAAGUGGAUCUGGAUCGAGUAAUGAGCUGUGACUAUCAACUGUUUGUAAAUGGUAAAGAGCAGAUCUGUGUAGUUCAAUCGGCCCCGGAGUAUAGGCUAGGCAGAAAUAUAUGUGUUUACAGUUACCUUGGUCAGCUGAUGUAUGAGAUACAAUUAGAUCUUCUUGUCUAUGGCCUUAGCAGGGAUGAAUCUGUGUGUAUCUACACAAAUGCCGCGUUCCUGGCUGUAGCAGACUCUAAACGUCUUGUCCUCUUUAACGUUAAGACUGGGAAGUUCGUUGGGAUAAUCUAUAUACCCUGUCAUCUAGAGAAAAUUAAAGGUAAGGAGGAGAAGGAUUGUAUGUUUGAGCAGACUGGUUUAGGAUUGUUCGUCUUCGAUGAGAACCGACUCAUCGCUGUCCACGACUACGAACGAAGUUUCCCCGCUGUCCUGGAUAUUUACAAAUUUUGGUGAUUUCAACUCCAGAAUGGAUUUUUACAAAUAUGCAUGCAUGAAAACGAAUUAUACCCUGUCAAUGAAAAUGCAUGAUUAUGUCGGAAAAUUAACUUUUCUGAGGAGAGGGAGGAGGUAGGCGUUUGUGCAAUUAAAAAUCUUAAUAAAAAUACUUAAUAUAAUUAAAAUAGGCAAGUUAUAUAAUUUCGAACGAAUGAAAAGCCACAAAAUCUUUCAACCCCUUUGGGAUUUUAUCAAAUUAAGUUUACAAAUGCGUCAUCUCUAAAGCAUGAAAGUUAUACAUUUACGAAAAAAAAUUCAUUUGGAUUUUGAAAUUUAGGAAGAAAAAACUCCUCGAAUCGAUCACAAACUUAAGCAGGAAUGAACAGUGGGCAAAUAAUACAUUUUUAUCCUGCAUCUCCUGUGAUUUCUAUUUCAUUGUCAGUCGGAAAUCUCUUCUCAUGAACAUAAAUAAAUAGUUCAAUACUUAUUUGGUUAAUCAAACAAAUCCAUGUAUGCCAAUUUAUAUCUAAACAAUAAAUAAAAAUGUUUUUAACUCUUUUGGA
Messenger RNA from Eurytemora carolleeae, 1361 nucleotides. RefSeq lists its product as uncharacterized. NCBI's taxonomy places the organism in Eukaryota, Metazoa, Arthropoda, Copepoda, Calanoida, Temoridae. The record is from RefSeq and is a predicted model, not a curated record.